Diabrotica balteata is the source of this 868-nucleotide messenger RNA. Lineage: Eukaryota; Metazoa; Arthropoda; Insecta; Coleoptera; Chrysomelidae. The record is from the annotation of a GenBank genome assembly.
ACAUUCAACAUUAGGUUGUCAAAUUUUAUAGUUAUACUGAAAGAUUUUGUUUUGGCAACUUUUAAAUAAAUUUUUAGUAAUAUGAGUCGAAAUAAAAAAUGUCCUGAUAAAACGAAUUUAUUAGUUUACACAAAACCGCAGGGAGAUGAAGGAGACAAAGCUGGUAAACUUAAAAAGUGCAGAAAAUCUGCCACGUACGAAGCGACUAUAUCCAGGGUACCUCCAAAAAUUAUUAAAAUAUGUACAGGCGCUGAAAUGAAAAAAAUGUGCCCACCUCCAUGCGACUGUCCAAAAAUCAUAAAAGCAGCUAACAAAAACGGUGGGCUUUUGGGUUUCCUUCUAUUCGGUUUAAAAGUAGCAAUUGCAGCUGGAGUUAUAUACGUUACUUACGACUUGGGAAUUUGGGGAAGUACUGAAGAUACACAAAAUUUAUAUAGAAAGUAUUGUGCAGCAAAAGGUUUACCUCACAAAAAAAAUGAUAAAUGGGAAACGCCGUCAUGUGAGGCUCAAAAAGGUUUGUUCGAGGCCAAAGUGUUGCACCCAUAUGCACAUUGCGACAAUCCCCCUUUUGAUUCAUCACGAUCAUACUACAACUUCCAAAACAAGUGGAAUAAUGGAGUACAAACUGUAUUUGGAGCAAUAGCUGGUUUUCCUUAUAAUAUUAUUGAUUGGUCCCGUAGAAAAGAGAUUGUAGAGGAUCAGCCCAAAUGCAUUCCUUACAGUGAUCUACCAGAAUCGCAAAGGGUCGUAACUUCGUAUAAAUAAAUAAAUUAGUUGGCGUACAUAUUGACACAUUAUUUUGUAAAUAUACUAAACAUUAAUUAAUUUGUACAUUAUUAAUAAAACUAGGCAGUUUUGUUUUUUAACA